GUAAGAGAGGGGGAAAGAAAGAGGAAAAGAGUGCGAGGGAGUGAGGGAGGGAGGAAAAUAAACAACAAAAAAUGUCCUCUUCCUCCCCCACCGGGCAGAUUGCAAGUGCGGCGGACAUCAAGCAGGAGAAUGGGAUGGAAAGCGCCUCGGAAGGGCAGGAGGCGCACCGAGAAGUGGCGGGGGGCGCGGUGGCGGGGCUGAGCCCCCCGGCUCCAGUCCCUUUCCCCCUGGAGCCGGGGGACGCCGCGGCCGCCGCCGCCAGGGUGAGUGGAGAGGAAGGGGCAGUGGCGGCGGCGGCCGGAGCGGCGGCGGAUCAGGUACAACUCCACUCGGAACUUCUGGGCAGGCACCACCACGCCGCCGCCAGCACCACCGCACAGACCCCGCUGGCCUUCUCGCCGGACCAUGUCGCCUGCGUGUGCGAGGCGCUGCAGCAGGGGGGCAACCUGGACCGCCUGGCCCGGUUCCUGUGGUCCCUGCCCCAGAGCGACCUGCUACGUGGCAACGAGAGCCUGCUGAAGGCGCGGGCGCUCGUGGCCUUCCACCAGGGCAUCUACCCUGAGCUCUACAGCAUCCUCGAGAGCCACAGCUUCGAGUCGGCCAACCACCCGCUGCUGCAGCAGCUCUGGUACAAGGCGCGCUACACGGAGGCCGAGCGAGCCCGCGGCCGGCCGCUGGGCGCCGUGGACAAGUACCGGCUACGUAGGAAAUUCCCCCUGCCCCGCACCAUCUGGGACGGCGAGGAGACGGUGUAUUGUUUCAAGGAGAAGUCGCGCAACGCGCUCAAGGAGCUCUACAAGCAGAAUCGCUACCCUUCGCCCGCCGAGAAGCGGCACCUGGCCAAGAUCACCGGCCUCUCCCUCACCCAGGUCAGCAACUGGUUCAAGAACCGCCGGCAGCGCGACCGGAACCCCUCGGAGACCCAGUCCAAAAGUGAGUCAGAUGGAAAUCCCAGCACUGAAGAUGAAUCCAGCAAGGGACAUGAAGAUUUGUCUCCUCACCCACUCUCAGGUUCAUCAGAUGGUGUCACCAACCUCAGCCUUUCCAGUCACAUGGAGCCAGUAUAUAUGCAACAAAUUGGAAAUACUAAGAUACUAAGCUCUUCUGGAGUUUUGUUGAAUGGAAGCUUGGUACCUGCAAGUACUUCACCUGUCUUCCUUAAUGGUAAUUCUUUUAUUCAGGGACCCAAUGGAGUUAUCCUUAAUGGAUUAAAUGUGGGAAAUACACAGACAGUGUCAUUGAACCCACCAAAACUGUCUUCAAACAUUUUGAGCAAUGGUGUAGCCAUGACUGACAUACUGGGAUCUACCUCCCAGGAUGUGAAGGAAUUUAAAGUCCUCCAGAGUUCUGCUGCUAACUCAGCAGCCACCAACUCCUAUAGCCCCAGUGCCCCCGUGUCAUUCCCAGGGCUGAUACCCAGCACUGAGGUGAAAAGAGAAGGCAUUCAAACAGUGACUUCCCAGGAGGGAAGCUCCGUAGUGACUUUUACUACACCAGUGCAAAUUAACCAAUAUGGCAUUGUCCAGAUCCCUAAUUCCGGAGCAAACGGCCACUUCCUUAAUGGGAGCAUUGGAUUCUCUCCACUGCAGCUGCCUCCUGUCUCAGUGGCAGCUUCACAAGGUAAUAUUUCAGUAAACUCAAGCACUUCGGAUGGGGGCACAUUUACAAGUGAGUCUGCCACAGUCCAGCAAGGAAAGGUUUUCUUGAGCUCUAUUGCUCCCAGUGCAGUGGUAUACACUGUUCCUAAUUCAGGCCAGACUGUAGGAUCUGUGAAACAGGAAAAUUUGGAAAGGAGCCUGGUAUUCAGUCAGUUGAUGCCUGUCAAUCAGAAUGCACAAGUAAAUGCAAAUCUGUCUUCUGAAAAUAUCUCGGGGAGUGGCCUCCAUUCACUGGCCUCCUCAUUAGUUAAUGUAUCCCCAGCUCACAAUUUUUCCCUGACUCCCCCUACACUACUAAAUCCCACCGAGCUAAACCCUGACAUUGCUGAUAGCCAGCCAAUGUCUGCACCUGUGGCAAACAAAUCUACUGUGACAUCUGUCAGCAACACUAACUAUGCAACUCUUCAGAACUGCUCCCUUACUACUAGCCAAGACCUAUUGUCAGUCCCUAUGACUCAGGCUGCCCUUGGAGAAAUAGUUCCUGCUGCUGAAGACCAGGUGGGUCAUGCCUCCCCAGCAGUACACCAGGAUUUUGUCAGAGAACAUCGUUUGGUUCUGCAAUCAGUAGCUAACAUAAAAGAGAAUUUCUUACAAAAUUCUGAGAGUAAAGCAACAAGCAGCUUAAUGAUGCUGGACUCCAAAUCCAAGUAUGUCCUAGAUAGCAUGGUUGAAACUGUCUGUGAAGACCUGGAAACAGACAAAAAAGAGCUUGCCAAGCUCCAAACUGUCCAGUUGGAUGAAGAUAUGCAAGACUUAUAAACUUUAUCCCCAAACCCUUUUUUUGGCAUCAGCAGCAAAUCUUUUCAUGAAGCCCCAAGACAAAACAUUUUCCAUUGAAAGGAAAAUAUUCUACUUUUGCAAGUAAAUGCAUUCAAGAAACUUUGGAUUGAUCUGCAUGAAGAUCAGUUAAAAAUACAAUCGUAGAACUGCAUUACUGCAGCUUUUUUGUUCACACAUAAUGUUCUCUUUUAAAUAGAUGGAGACAAAGGAACAAGAUGAAACGUAUCAAGUCAGAGUAUAUCAUUUAGUUGGCAAUAUCAUUCUAAGGUCAAAAUAGAACUUUAUAGUUUUUUAAAUUAAAAAUGCAUACACCUAACAGAAUUAAGUAUAGCUAAAGACUGUUAGAAACAAUGCAAUUGUUUUUGUUUACUUUUACUCCAUGGGCAUUGAUAAGGUUAAGAAACAAAUGGUACUGCAAACUAUUUUAAGAGUGUUUUUUUUUUUUAAGGUUAAGUAGCUUAAAACAUUAUACAUAUGUAUAUGUAUGUACGUACACACAUUUCUCUUUCAGCGUUUUUGAGGAAGUCUUGGUUAAGUCUCUACACAUUUCCAAAUAUUAUUGCUAACAGUUCACUGUGGCUGAGGAAGUUUGAACCUCCACAAAAACUCUGAAACACUUCAGUAUGAAUGUAAAUAUAUCAGUUCUGUAAGUAGGAUUUGAGUAAGUACGGUGAAUUUUAUUUAUACUGUGUAUGUUUCUCUUAUACUUCAGGCGUUAUAAACUGAAAAGAAAAAUGUUUUCUUACUGUUUAAUUUAUUUUUAUUGUUUGAACAGGAAGCGAACAUCAUUGUUUCCAACAAAGUUUUACUUUUUUGUAGAAUUUUUAAAACAAUGAUUUUUAUCAGGAGUCUAUUAAGGUCAAUAUUAAUAACACUGAAACAGGAACUCUAACUCCCAAUAUUGGAAUUUUGGUACUUUUUUCAUACCUUUGUUCUUUAUUUAGCAACACAGUUCAUUUAAAUAUGUUUUAUAUAGAAUUCUAUGUGCCUUUUUACCUUGUGGCCUUUUUAUUAGUAGUGAGAUACAGAAGUGUCAACAAAAGCACUGAUGAUUCUUUUCUACUAUCUAACAGGGUCAAUUUCAUCCCAAUUGCUUUAAGUCUGGAGAACUUAAGUUUCACUAAAUAAUAUGUGUUAUGAUUAUCAUGCAAAUGGAUCAAUUAUUAUUGAUGAUUUUCAUUACAGUGAAAAUAAACUGUAGAAGACCAUGUAAAAUCAAUUAUGCAGCCAGGAAAACAAAAAUGUUAAAGAAAAAAAUAUGUAAUUUUUUUUUCCUAUUGAGCAAAAUUCUGUCCCAUCGAAAUUUCAUUCUUAGUGUCUUGAAUUAGUUAUUACACUAUAACACAUGACUCUUUGCACUAUAUUAACAAGUCUUUUGUAAAAGUAAAUUUUGGGGGUUUUCUUUAAGUUUGCUUGAUAAUGUUUAUGUUUAUCAGGACUCUGAAUGCAAGAUGUAAUAAUGCAAUUCAUUUAUAUAGUAAAUAAAGUUACCUCUGGCCUCUAAAAAGCCAGAAAAGUGAAAAAUGGUCUCUUCAGUGAGGACUUAAAGUUGUUAAACAUAAAAAUGUUACAUCUUGUUUACUUUAAGAUGUGGACAAAGGGUCCUCUCUAGAGCUCUGCAUGCCCCUCAGUGGAGCACAUUGAAUAAGGGCCAUAGAGUACUUAACUUUUGCUAUUAUUGCAAAUGUAAAUCACAGGCAUAGAUGAAAACACCUAUGAAGAAUUCCUCUCCCUUCAUUUUGAUAAAGAACUUACUACAUCUUUUUUUUUUUUUUUUUUAAUGAAAUUAGUGACUAUUCCUAAGCUGCUGAAACUGUUUUUUGCCUUGGUUUUUACAAAGUCAGGUGUUUUAGAGCUCUCUUCCAUUCUACCACUACUUACUUAUACAGCUUUCUUUUUCUUUGGUUCUGUGUUAUCAAGAUUAAUUACAUGGCUCUGUACUGUAGUGUACAUAAAAAUGAUGUUUUCCAUUUGAUUACUGCAGCUAUCAAGAGUUUGUUAAUUAUUUAAAACUACCCAUCUAGUAAGGGAGAUAAGCAGGUUUUAAAAGUUAUAUAUGGCACAUAUGUAACUGGAAAAUUUUUAUAUGUCUUCCAAAAAUAUAAGCCUUUUAUUUAGAGUUCUUCUUCUCCCCUUAUGAAAAAGAUAGCACAAAACUUAAGACUUACCUAGGAAACCCCUUUAUAUUUUCAACAUGAUAUAAUAAUAACCCUACAGUUAUUCUAGGUAGCUACACAAUAUACCAGGUUAAGAAUCAAUGCACAUUGCAAAGAACUUAUUGUUCUUUUCUAUUCUUUCAGUAAAGUAAGGGCCAGUUGGCAUGUAGCCCAUGUAUAUGUGAAUGGAAUAAGAUAAACCCCAUGAUCUCCUUGCACAGAAUUGCAAAUUUUUUUGUUUUUUUAUUUUUAUUUUUUUGCAAUAACAAGGGCCAGACUCAGAACCCUUGGAGUUCAUGUGGCAGAAUAUCCUUACAUAAACCAAUGCUUGAAGAUGCUACAGAUGACCCUCUAGUGGCCCCAAAGAAGAAUUGGAAUGGGGCAAAUAACCCUUCAAAUCCCAACCCCUGCUGCUGGCUUUUGGGAUUUUUGGUGUGAGCCUAUCUAUGCACUCUAUCAGCCAGAAUUUGGCAUUUUGCUCUUAGUCAUAUCUAGUAAAGGACAGUCUAUUGUUUAAAUAGAAGGUGUAUUUGUUUCUUAAGCAAGAGCACCUGGGUUAUACUGCAUUAUAUCUCAUGUGUAAUUAUAGUAAAGACUCUGAAUUAAUCACACACUCUAGUGCCUUUCUUAUGUUGUGAAAGGCAGGUAGAUGUUUUAGCCAUAGAUUAAAAAAAAAAUAGUUAAAUUGCACACUGACCUUAAAUCUCCCUGUAUGUGCCCUUGUAUCUUGCAUGUUAAAAGUUGGAUAAUUGGGCAUGUGUAGCAGCAACCUGCCCUGCUACAUCCUAGAGAGUGUGCUUUAGUACAUAGCUACCAGUACUUAACAUUCUUUAAACUGUGUUAACAGAUCAUCUCAUAUAAAAAUAAUUCAGGAAAAUGUAGGGAAAAGAAAUAUAUUUUACAAAAGAUGUUUCAAAGUCAUCUACUACUUAGAUGAUAGUGUCUAACAGUUAUUUUGUAUCUAACUGAUACAUUUCAAGUUAAUUAAAUAUUACCACCAUACACUUUAUUAGUCAAAAUUAUAUAGCAUGUGAUUCUUUUGGCUUUCAGGGUUCUCAAAAAUUUUUUAUUCUUUUGUUGCAUGUACUAUAUGUUCAGAGGCAAUCAGUUAUGUACUCAAAAUGGUUUUACUGUGCCUUACACAAAGAAACUCUAUACAGAAUGUAUAUCAUGGGGUGGGGGAACAGAGUCUUUACUGCACUGUUAGGUGAUGGCACACAGAGCAUGUCCCAGAACAUUUCUGUGCUUAAUUACCCAACCAAAGAGAUCUAAAGUAUGUAUGUUGUACUGUAAUGGGGGUUUAUGCCUGGACAAUUAAGUGUUUUAUUUGUUUUCUGAAAUGAUGUGAACUUAUUUUUCUAAACACUAUGCUAAAUAAACUUUAUAUUUAUACAUA
This is a messenger RNA of Marmota monax (woodchuck), 5990 nucleotides long. RefSeq names its product SIX homeobox 4 (gene Six4). Gene Ontology annotation, biological process: regulation of transcription by RNA polymerase II. The record is from RefSeq and is a predicted model, not a curated record. The transcript is spliced from 3 exons. NCBI's taxonomy places the organism in Eukaryota, Metazoa, Chordata, Mammalia, Rodentia, Sciuridae. Gene Ontology annotation, cellular component: transcription regulator complex; nucleus. The coding region runs from base 72 to 2417 and encodes 781 amino acids. Gene Ontology annotation, molecular function: DNA-binding transcription factor activity, RNA polymerase II-specific; RNA polymerase II cis-regulatory region sequence-specific DNA binding.